Molecule: messenger RNA, 1853 nt
Organism: Mercurialis annua (annual mercury)
Lineage: Eukaryota; Viridiplantae; Streptophyta; Magnoliopsida; Malpighiales; Euphorbiaceae
Product: importin subunit alpha-9
Exons: 11
Coding region: 132-1700 (522 amino acids)
Biological process (GO): NLS-bearing protein import into nucleus
Cellular component (GO): nucleus; cytoplasm
Molecular function (GO): nuclear import signal receptor activity; protein binding
Source: RefSeq, a predicted model, not a curated record
CAACAGAUUGGGACGAAUUUUCAUUUUGGGCGCGUGAAAUUCAUAAGAAAAGAGAAACUCGUUGCAAUUCAAAAUUAAUCAAAACAUUUUAGCUUAGCUAACAAAGAAAAAAUCUCUUAAAUCUCUUUCAAAUGGCAGAAGAUGGACUAAAUUCAAUCAAAAGAGACCCUAUCAAGUCCUCAGUUGGAAAUGUUGCGACGGUGAAGAGGAAGCAGAAUGCGGUGGCGGUUGGGAAGGAACGGAGAGAAUCGUUGGUGCGAGCCAAGCGGUUAUGCAGAGUUGGAACCAGUGAUGUUAGUGGCGGUGAUGAUGAUAGUUUGCUUGAUAAUGAAAUGAUGAUUGACGAAGAGCAGUCUAUUCUUGAUGCUCAAACUUCUACGGCUGUCGAAGAAUUGAAAUCUGCUGUUGCCUUUCAAGGGAAAGGAGUGAUGCAAAAGAAAGUUACUGCCCUCCGUGAACUGAGGCGUUUGCUAUCAAGAUCUGAAUUCCCUCCCAUUGAAGCUGCACUUAAAGCGGGAGCGAUCCAAUUACUUGUGGAAUGUCUUUCAUUUGGCUCUCCUGAUGAACAGUUGCUUGAGGCAGCUUGGUGUCUAACAAACAUUGCAGCAGGAAAACCAGAAGAAACAAAGGAAUUACUGCCUGCAUUACCAUUGCUCAUUGCACAUCUUGGAGAAAAGAGUUCGUCGCCUGUUGCGGAGCAGUGCGCAUGGGCAUUGGGAAAUGUAGCUGGCGAAGGAGCAGAUUUGAGAAAUGUUUUGCUAUCCCAAGGAGCCUUACCUCCUCUUGCCAGAAUGAUGCUGCCAAAUAAGGGUUCAACUGUCAGAACAGCUGCUUGGGCAUUGUCAAACCUAAUCAAGGGACCAGAUCCUAAAGCUGCAACACAACUGAUUAGAGUUGAUGGGUUACUGGAUGCAAUUAUUCGGCACCUAAGAAAAGCGGAUGAAGAGUUGGCUACUGAAGUAGCCUGGGUAGUUGUGUAUCUUUCAGCCCUUUCAAAUGCUGCUACCAAUAUGCUGGUGAAAAGCGAUGUUCUUCAACUUCUUAUACAAAGAUUAGCCACGUCAAACAGCUUGCAAUUGCUCAUUCCGGUUUUACGAAGUUUAGGUAAUCUUAUAGCUGGUGAUUCACACACAAUUUCAGCUGUUCUUCUUCCUGGACGUGAAAUCACAGACAAUAUCAUUGAGGUCCUAGUAAAAUGUUUGAAGAGUGAGCACAGGGUUUUGAAGAAGGAAGCUUCAUGGGUGUUGUCUAAUAUAGCUGCUGGUUCAGUUGAGCAUAAGCAGUUGAUUUAUUCUAGUGAGGCAGUGACAUUAUUACUGCGCCUUCUAUCAACUGCACCAUUUGAUAUAAGAAAAGAAGUAGCUUAUGUUUUGGGUAAUCUUUGUGUUGCCCCGGCAGAAGGCAAUGGAAAACCAGACCUCAUUCUAGAGCACUUAGUUUCCCUGGUCAGUAAAGGAUGCCUUGCUGGUUUUAUCGACUUGAUUAGAUCCGUAGAUAUAGAGGCUGCACGAUUAGGUCUUCAGUUUAUAGAGCUGGUUUUAAGGGGGAUGCCAAACGGGGAGGGCCCGAAACUUGUGGAACGAGAAGACGGAAUUGAAGCAAUGGAAAGGUUUCAGUUUCACGAGAAUGAAGACCUAAGAAAUAUGGCUAAUGGUUUAGUUGAUAGAUACUUCGGCGAGGACUAUGGAGUUGUUGAAUAAGCUGAUAGACGAGAGCAAUUCCAAAUCCUGUAUAACAGAAGCUCAUCAUGGUUUUUCUGCUUUGUAAAUUAUGAAUCUAGAGAUCCAUUUGCAUGUAGCGAAUAGAGUAACUGUUUGAUUUCUUCUUCCUAAUCAUAAGUGCAUUUAUUGAAA